This is a messenger RNA of Portunus trituberculatus (swimming crab), 4093 nucleotides long. Its product is annotated as solute carrier family 15 member 1-like. Lineage: Eukaryota; Metazoa; Arthropoda; Malacostraca; Decapoda; Portunidae. Bases 447 to 2687 code for a protein of 746 amino acids. Gene Ontology annotation, biological process: oligopeptide transport; transmembrane transport. Gene Ontology annotation, molecular function: dipeptide transmembrane transporter activity. Gene Ontology annotation, cellular component: membrane. The transcript has 19 exons. The record is from RefSeq and is a predicted model, not a curated record.
UGCGUGGAACGGCGGUCAGGAUUGUGCAAGCAGUGUACAGUAGAAACACUAACACGUCCUUGAAGAUAUUAACACAAACUGAUCCGUGCGCUUACAUCCAACAACCUUAUUACCCACCCACACGCAUACUCACGCCUACCGACAUAAUCUUCACUCUUGCACUGCGAAAUUUGACCAUCCGUGCUGAUUUAUAUGAAGUGGUCAGCUUUUGUGUAAAACCACCCGUCUCUUCUCCUUCGGGUUUUGACUUAACGACCUACAGCGCGAAUAGGAAUCGAUUUAUGCAUAUGUUUCCGUUCAUUACUCGCGUUUUGUGAGUCGUAAAAGUUAGGCAAGGACGCGGCAUGUGUGUGUGUGUGUGGGUGUACACGUGUCGUCAUCAGUAAGCGCCAAGUAAAGGAGAAGAGUCUGGGAAGGAGUGAGUUUUGAAGUUACUUGUCAUCGUCAUGGUUCGUCAUUUUAACAUAGUGAAUGAUGCAACAAAGCUCCUUGGCAAUGAUGAGAAGAAGUACAGUGAUGUGGAGCAAAGCACGGAGGAAAAAGUCAAGUAUCCAAAGUCGGUGUUCUUCAUUGUCGGCAAUGAAUUCUGUGAAAGAUUCUCAUAUUAUGGCAUGAAAGCCAUCCUCAUCCUGUACCUCCACAACCAGUUAAAAUUUGAUGAAGAUACAUCUACAGUCAUCUACCAUGUGUGGGCCAUGCUGUGUUACUUCACCCCUAUUCUGGGUGCCAUCAUUGCUGACACCUGGCUGGGCCGCUUCAAGACCAUAUUCUACAUAUCCAUCAUCUAUGUGUUUGGAAAUGCUGUCCUCUCCAUCUCUGCCGUGUCUCCCAUAUUUUUUGACUUAACUGUAGAAAAGGUAAUAGCCUUCCUGGGGCUGCUGCUGAUAGCACUAGGCACAGGUGGUAUCAAGCCAUGUGUGUCAGCUUUUGGAGGAGACCAAUUUGUGCUUCCUCAACAAGAAAAGCAGCUGACUCAGUUCUUCUUUGUCUUUUACUUCAGUAUCAAUGCUGGAUCUCUCUUGUCCACCUUCAUCACGCCUAUCCUGAGAGACGACGUGCAAUGCUUUGGGGACGACUGUUAUUCCCUGGCCUUUGGUGUUCCUGCAAUCCUGAUGUUUGUUGCUCUCUUGAUCUUGGUCCUGGGCUAUAUGGCUCGGCUAUAUAAGAUCGUGCCUCCUCAAGGAACAAUUUUAAAAGAAGUCAGCGGUUGCAUUAGGGAAGCAUUACGAAAGAAGCGCAGGACUCAUGUCAGAAAGAAGCACUGGCUGGAUCAUGCCAAGGAGAAGUAUGGUGAGGAACUUGUAGCUGAUGUGAAGGUGUUGCUGAAGGUGCUUGUGCUGUACAUUCCUCUGCCCUUCUUUUGGGCUCUGUUUGAUCAGCAGGGUUCACGUUGGACCUUCCAGGCGACUCGUAUGGAUGGCACCAUUGGCAGCUGGGUCCUGAAGCCUGACCAGAUGCAGGUGGUAAAUCCUCUACUUAUCCUGCUAAUGAUUCCCCUAUUUGACCGAGUUGUGUAUCCUUUGUUGGGUUACUGUAACCUGCUAAAGCGACAGCUACCAAGGAUGUUCACUGGCGGUGUUUUGGCUGGAGUGGCUUUCCUUGUCUCUGGCUUUUUGGAACUACAACUUGAGAACACCUAUCCUGUUGCGAUCAGUAGUGAUCACUCCCGUGUAAUGCUCAUCAAUACCCUUCCUUGCAAAGUCAAUGCCACUCCAUCAUGGGUUGAUGACACCAUUGCUAUGAAACAAUAUGAAUAUGAUCAAACUAAGGAUAUCUCCCUCAGAUCAGAAAAUGGAAUGCUCUUCAGUGAAUUUGAAGUAGAAAUAGAUUUUGUUGCUGGGAGUUGUGGAAACAUUGUUGGCAAAGCAGAUCCAUAUCGAGUAACUCUUCAAGAAAAGACAGCUCAUGUUGUGUUGAUUACUGCUGAUGACAAUGCUACUGGAAUACUGGUCAAUGUUGAUCCUCCUGAUGAUAUUGAAAAAUCAAAUAGUGGACUCCCAAAACUCAGGAUGCUUUAUAAUGUAGAGGUGGACAAGAUUGGCUCACAGGUGUUCUUGGAUGGUGCUGUAGAGAAUUAUAAGUUUAACUUCACCAAUAUAAACUCAACUGAAGACUACAUAGUCUCUGGCACAGAAUAUCAGGAAGUGGAACCAGACAGUUAUGACAUAUAUUUAGCUGAUGAACUAUUGGGAAGAAUUGAUGUGAAGCUAGGCGGUGUUUAUGACUUCCUAGUUCAAAGGAAUCUCAGCAUAAACAAUGGAACAUAUCAAGACGUUGGAUUGUUUGUAGUCACUCAACCCAACUCAGUGCACAUGCUGUGGCUCAUCCCACAGUAUUUCAUCAUCACAGCAUCAGAGAUCAUGUUCUCCAUUACAGGCCUUGAAUUUUCCUUCACACAGGCCCCAGCCUCCAUGAAGUCUGUUCUGCAGGCAGCAUGGCUACUCACAGUAUCAUUUGGUAACCUGAUUGUCGUGAUCAUUGCUGAGGCAAAGUUUUUCAAGCGACAGAGCAUGGAGUUCUUCCUCUUUGCUGCACUCAUGUUUGUUGAUAUGGUACUGUUUGCAGUCUUGGCCGUGAGGUAUAAGUAUGUUGAUGAGAUUAAAGCAGAGAAUGAUUCCACUAAAGAAAUUCCUAAAGACACUGGAAAAGUUAAUGAGGCAUUCUCAAAUGAUGAAACAAAGUUCUGAUGAUUUUAUAUAUGGUUAUUGCAAAAGCUUUGUACAUUUUUAAUUAGUUUUAAGUUAAUGUUGUUUUACAUGACAUCUAUUGCCUUUUAUGUAAAUAAUAUGUCCAUAUAAAGAACAAAGAUUUUUUUUAAGUAUUAUUGUACAGGAGAGUAAUAUAUGGGAUUUUAUUCUCAUUAGUAAUAUAUAUAUUGCAUUUUUCGCAUUGUUCAUGUUAAUAGUGUGACUGAUUUAUACAAGCUAGAUGAAGGAAGAAAAUAUUUUGAUUUAAUUUCUUUUUAUCAUAGAGGAAAAUAUGGAAAGAAAUGAAGGGACAUUUUUUAUAUAUACAUACAAUGUGUACCUUUGCCUUGUUGAGCAGAAUGUUAGAAACUAUUCUGAUCAAUAGGUUUUACUUGAAGAUAGAUUAUCCGAGCCAGCAUUAUUAGGUAAGCAUGGAUGUGUGCAUGUCUUUUCUUACAUGUUUAUGCUUCAUAUUGACCUGACCUUUACAUAUUCAUUUACAUAGUUAACCAAAUGUUUUAAGUGUCUUUACCUUGUUGUGGCAUACAGUAAACAAGCUGUGCUCAUUGUGUUUUGUCUCCAUGGCUGCCAUUCUCCAGGUUGGCUUAAGUCUGUGCCUCUGUAAGGAAAGCUAUUUUUUGUCUUCAAAGUAACCCUUUUCCACUUUUUCAUGGACUGUUGUAUCAUCCAAAUCCCAUACAAAUAGAUCUUUUUCUACUUUCAUCAAAAUCGUAUACACUUCUUGUCUACCUUAUCUUCUUUCCUCUUAUACUGGAAAUAUCAUUCUAAUAUUUCCUCCACAUAAAUAUAUCUCAGGCUUUUGAGAGUCUUCCUAGUUAGUGCUGUUUAUAUUGCAUCAGUCUUCUCCCGUCUGUCUUCUUUGUGCAGUAACUAUAUCUUGCACACUUUUAUCGUGGGAAAAUUGUGUCCUUGAAAUUAGAUAUAUUCUUUUAUUAUCUGUCAUUAUGAUAAUUGUCAUUAUGAUAAUUGAGUACUUUUCUAUUAAUAGGUGAUAUGUUUCUUCAAUUAUCUGUUUAUUUUAUCUCUAUAACGACAAGUUUUCCAUGAUAGUUGCUGCCUGGCUUUUUCUUUCUUAGUUUAAUUCAUGAGUUUGAUUCUCAUUCAAUAUUCUCUCCAUUUGUCUCAUUGCUCUUUUUUUUUUUUUUCUCUCUUCCUGUCUUUCUUGUCAUUAAACCCCAUUUAUCAUCUUUGAUAGUGUGUGUGUGUGUGUGUGUGUGUGUGUGUGUGUGUGUGUGUGUGUGUGUGUGUGUGUGUGCGCGCGCGCAUACAAAUAUUUAAUAGAUAAAGACUUCAAUCACAAGGUUUUUAUGUGCUAACAUAUGCAAAUGUUUUACUGUGAUGACAAAAAUUAUGUAAAUAAGUAUAAAAUAAAAUUAUUUUUGAAA